Molecule: messenger RNA, 3922 nt
Organism: Scophthalmus maximus (turbot)
Lineage: Eukaryota; Metazoa; Chordata; Actinopteri; Pleuronectiformes; Scophthalmidae
Gene: prnpb
Product: prion protein b
Exons: 3
Coding region: 313-1716 (467 amino acids)
Biological process (GO): protein homooligomerization
Cellular component (GO): membrane
Source: RefSeq, a predicted model, not a curated record
ACCACCACAGACUUCACCUGCACCACGUUGUUACUGUUCCAGUGAACACGUGACGCCCCGAGGAGCGUCGUCGUCCUUUGAUGCGACAGGUCCAGCGACAACGUGCAGACACAUUGCGAGAAGGACAAAUAAAUAGCAAAGAGUGUCCCCAAGUCUACUUCCGGCCAGAGUGCCCGCUGUGCUACAAAACGAGCGCACCCCAUCUAGUCAGACCCACCCCGAGCCCGAUCCUAUAACGGAGCAGCGGAAGGACGGAGGGCACAACAACGCAGCACCAUCGCAGCACACAGACAGACCAUCAAUUCACGGGCCAUGAUGGGGAGGUUGUGCGAGGCCGCUGUUUUGUCCCUUCUUAUUGUGUUUCUCCUGAACACCGAAUUUACAUGGGCUAAAAGAGGAAGUAGCAGCAGCAGCAGCAAGAAAACCUCAUCUACCAGCAACAGGGGUGGGACACAAUCCAAGCCUAGCUCUCAGCCACGACAGCCGCAGAAUCCCAAUCGCAACCCUAAUCCUUACCCUGCCGGUGGAAGUUACCCUCAUCCUGGAACAGGCAACACCAAUCCAGGAGGAUAUCCCAGACAGAACCCUGCAAGUUAUCCAGGAGCUGGUAGUAACCCCAACCAAUAUCCUGGCAGAGUCAAUCCGGGAGGUUAUCCAAACCAAAACCCUGCUGGCGGCUAUCCUGCUGCCGGUGGAUACCCAGCAGCUGGAGGGUAUCCAGCAGCAGGUGGCUACCCAGCUGCAGGUGGUUAUCCGAACCAGUAUCCAGGAAGAAACAACCCAAAUCAGUAUCCAGCUGCAGGAGGCUACCCAGCAGGAGGUGGUUAUCCAAACCAGAAUCCAGGGAGGAAUUAUCCAAAUCAGUAUCCAGCUGCAGGAGGCUACCCAGCUGCAGGAGGCUACCCAGCUGCAGGAGGCUACCCAGUCAGAGGGGGUAAUACAGGGCAGGGUUGGGGUGCUGGUGGAAAUCCAGCGGGUUACCCUGGUGGUCAUCCAGGGGGGGGUUACCCAGGGGGGGGGUACCCUGGUGGUUAUCCUAACUGGAACCCAAACAAUAAGAUCCUCAGUCCCCGCUUUGGUGGAGGAAGCUAUGGACAGGGUGGCUAUGGGAUGGGCGGCUCUCCAUUCUCCCGUUCUGUGCAGGGCAUGGGAUACCAGCCAAAGUCAACCGGUUUCGCCAAAAAAGCCAUGAUGGCAGCAGGUGUUGGCGCCGUGGCUGGAAUGGCCGUUGGAUAUGGACUAGGGCGCUUCCCUCGUCCACAUUUCGGUUUCCGCAACCCUGAAGAGGAGUCCUACUACAACAACUACAUGUACCGCCGUUAUGGUUCCCGCUCCACAGAUGAAAAAGACUAUGGCCGUGAUUAUGUCUACAAGCUUCCGCCACGGGCUCUGUCUUAUGAGACCUUCAUGGGUCAAUGUAUGAAUAGGACUGGCGUUCUGAAAGAUCAGGGUGGCAGCACCGCCACUCUUAAGAGUGGAGGUGAUGAGGAUAAUGACACCGUCAGCAUUGAGGAGAUCGGAUACCCUGCACUCAUUGAGCAAAUAAAGUCCCGGCGCUGUGUAGAGGAGUACAUGGUUUAUUCUGAGCGCUUUCUGGAGGAACGAAAAGCCGAGCAACAAUUCCAGCCGAAUAACAGCAGCCCUGUGAGCUAUGGCUUGAUUCAGCUUUUCACCUCCCUCUGCAUGCUUCUGUCCAGCAUGCUCCUUCUCCAGUGAGAACAAUACGCCUUCCUUUCACCGUACCCCAAAUGGGUUUCUACUUCCCCCAAUAUACUUGCACGUCUACUUUGUACUAAUGUCCACAUCAUAAACUAUAGCUGUAUACUGUUGAAGCUCUUUGAGUCAUAUUUAGUCAACCAUCUUGUAUCGCUGCAGACUAACAAAAGGUACUAACAAGACAUUUAUGCGUAUAUGGUAACAGAGUAAGUACACUUUAAGAGGCAGCAGUCCAUUUAAAAUCUUUUUUUAGAUGACCAAUUUUGUGUUAUAUGAAAUGCACUUAUUUUUUUCUGCCAGUUUUAAUUCAUUUUGCACCUCUCUUAUUUAGCACUGAGCACUCAAAGCAUAGAAAACAGAUUCAGGGUAUUUAAGUUAAUGAUUUAGUGACAAUUUAUUAUGACAAUAAAUGUAUCUGCUACUGUGUAAAAUAGGAAUGUGACUAAGAGUUUUUUAUAUGUACAGAUUAUAUAACCAUCCCCUCAUCAGUAAUGGACAAUUAAAUAGACUAACAUUUCAAUUAUCAUUAGAUUUAAAAAAAAAAAAAGUACAAGUCAGGGUCCGGCUAUUAAAUUUGAAUGCAUACAAAUAUCAGCAUAAUGGGCGGAACUGUUAGUGUGUUUCAGCACUUAAAGAUAAAUAAUUGAUCAAUUUUAUCAUUGAUCAAUACUUAAAUUUGAAUUCUGCAGCAAGAACAAUGUAAGAGACAAGUAUGGUUUGGCAAAAAAAUGUGUAAAAAUCAUUGAAUUAUACUGGGAGAUGUUGGAGGUUAUCUUUUCCUCACCACUAAGGAUUUUCUUAUUAAAAAAUUUUAAAAAAUCACAAGUUAACACUUAAACAAUAGUUUGAAAUAAAUCCAAACAAUAAGACAUCCUUAGUUUAAUAACAAGUUCUACUUCCUCCUAGAUUGCAUCUAAUAGUUUUUGAGAAAAGGAGUGUCUUUUCUGCCUGCUGUUAAGAACAGUUGGUGCAUCUGUGGACAGUUCAGCCUGAUGCUUUUGCUCUGUGCAGUGAGUUGAUUGUGUUGUCGAAGAGAGGAGGUCCACAACAAUUCACUAACUCUGCUGUAUGUCCGUACUGUAAGCUUACCCAUCGCACACGGUUUCUUCAAGUCCAGUCGGAAAAUAUUAACUGGGGAACUAGAGGCACUGGCACUGACGUCAAAUUUCCUAGAAGCACUGGGAGCUACAGAGAGGUGUUGCUUCACCACUACAUCGUACAUGAAUAUUGGUGUCUUUGUUAGGAGCUUUCCUCCUUCUGCCAACCUUGGCUUCAUGUUCAUGUUUCCAGGCAUACGCUUAAGUUUCCUGAGACGCUGAAACUUUAUAGGCUUUCCAGGCCUGAGCUGGUCAGUGCAUGUCUGCAUCUUCCUCUUAUUGCCCCUCUGUCGCUCAGAGUCAUAGGUUAGAUGCUGGUGGGUCUGUACAUUUUUUUGUCAAAAUCCCCAAACCCUAUCCUCUCUCUCCAGUAUAUAGCUUUGGAAAUGUGCUCUCCUUUUUGACAGUUGUGUAUAGUGAUUUACUUGUUUUUUGUGGUAGUUUAUGUCUUUAUGUUUGUGAUUCUUUUAUUAUUACAGCUGGUUUUCGUUAUCCUGCUAUUUCAAUUCUUCCUUUCCCGCUGUUACUGUUCAUUUGAGUCUGCUGUUUGGACAGAGUGUAUUCAACAAAAGUCUUGGAAUGUUUACACAAUAUCUAGUGUGUACACACCUAUAUAUACACCUAUAUGUAAAGCCAAAAUAAAGAGUCAAGUGUGGUGCUGUCAAAAGUCUUGCAAAGCUAACUGUAUAUCUGGAAGUGACCAUAAGGACCCUGUUAUUUUGAUGAUUAUAAUUAUUUUUGUUCUUACCGAGCAAAUUCUUCUUCAUAUUUCUUCUAUUCUUUAAUCUCCCAGUUAAUUGUUUUUGUUAUCUCCACGCGAUGUCUCCAUUUUACUUUUGUUCAUUCUGGCUAAAUGAUUUUAGCCGAUUUGAAAGAACCAAUUUGUCAUCGGGAUCACGUCUGUGUGGUAGAAUGUCUGUAAAGUGCACUUAUUUCCCUGUAGGACUGGAUCUUUUGUAACUGCAUUGCAGAGCUCGCACCAGGAGUGUAGACGUCUUUGUGUAUUUUCUGGUUUUGACAACUUUAAACACACUCAUCUAAUUUUAAGACUGAUAUGAUUUAAGAUUGUCAUGAAUGUUUAUGUGUUCAAUAAAAAAUUAACAAAAUAA